UCCAAAACCUUCUGCUCCGCUGCUCUAGUGUAUAGUAUAGCCUCAACUCCUAAUGGCCUUGGUUAAAGACCGCCGCCAAUUGAAUCUCCGCCUUCCACUGCCAGAACAUUCCGAACGCCGCCCUCGAUUUCCUUUACCACUCCCUCCUUCCUCCCUCUCCACCACCGCAACCACCAACCCCACAGCAACAGCAUCAACCACCACCACCAUCACCGCUGCCGACAUCGAAAAAGUCCAAGUCCUAGGCCACGGCAACGGUGGCACCGUAUACAAAGUUCGUCACAAACGCACAUCAGCCACUUAUGCUCUAAAAGUCGUCCAUGGCGAUAGCGACCCCAUAAACCGUCGCCAAAUCCUCAGUGAAAUCUCAAUUCUCCGCCGGACGGACUCUCCGUACGUGGUGAAAUGUCAUGGAGUCUUGGAAAAAUGGGGUGGGGAUAUCGCGAUUUUAAUGGAGUUCAUGGACAAAGGCACUCUAGAAAGCCUAGCAAAAUCUGGAGACCUUUUUUCGGAACAAAUGGUCGCUAAAAUAGCAUAUCAGGUGGUGCAGGGGCUGGAACAUUUGCAUGCUCACAAAAUCAUUCACAGAGAUUUGAAGCCAUCAAACCUACUAGUCAACGAACAGAUGCAAGUCAAAAUCGCUGAUUUUGGUGUCAGCAAAAUUAUGUGCAGAACUUUGGACCCCUGCAAUUCCUAUGUGGGCACUUGUGCUUACAUGAGCCCGGAAAGAUUUGAUCCCGAUACUUAUGGAAACGGUGGGACUUACAAUGGAUAUGCAGGUGAUAUAUGGAGCUUAGGAUUGACCCUGUUGGAGUUAUAUAUGGGACAUUUUCCAUACUUGCCUGAAGGACAGAGGCCGGACUGGGCAACAUUAAUGUGUGCUAUAUGCUUUGGCGAGCCUCCGAGCUUGCCAGAAUAUGUCUCUAAAGAGUUCAGGAGCUUUAUUGGGUGUUGUUUGCAGAAAGAUUCAAGUAAAAGAUGGACUGCCACUCAGCUUUUGUCCCACCCUUUUUUGCAAAACAUAAAGGGUUGAAUCUGGUUUUGGAAUCUGCAAUUUUGUGACGAAAUCUGCAGAGUCUCAGCUUGCUGCAGCUUGUACAGACGAGAUCGAUGGAACUUUUUUUGUUUUUGUUUCAUUGUAUAUUCUUUCUCCUCAGCCUUUUGUAGGUAUAGAAAUUGCUCCAUUUCAACAGUAAAUCUGCUGUUAGAAAUUGGGAUGUUUAAUUGAUUAAGUUCGUUCCCUUUGUUUCAAUAAAUUCAUUUCUUCUUUCCAUUUGGUGAAGAGAAUCAGUCAA
Molecule: messenger RNA, 1295 nt
Organism: Coffea eugenioides
Lineage: Eukaryota; Viridiplantae; Streptophyta; Magnoliopsida; Gentianales; Rubiaceae
Product: mitogen-activated protein kinase kinase 9-like
Exons: 1
Coding region: 53-1033 (326 amino acids)
Biological process (GO): protein phosphorylation
Cellular component (GO): cytoplasm
Molecular function (GO): ATP binding; protein serine/threonine kinase activity
Source: RefSeq, a predicted model, not a curated record